Molecule: messenger RNA, 753 nt
Organism: Boleophthalmus pectinirostris (great blue-spotted mudskipper)
Lineage: Eukaryota; Metazoa; Chordata; Actinopteri; Gobiiformes; Gobiidae
Product: carnitine O-palmitoyltransferase 2, mitochondrial-like
Exons: 4
Biological process (GO): fatty acid beta-oxidation
Cellular component (GO): mitochondrion
Molecular function (GO): carnitine O-palmitoyltransferase activity
Source: RefSeq, a predicted model, not a curated record
AUGAAGCCUUCAGGAAAACAUCAUCCCGAAACAGUUAAAUGGACUGACUUUGUUGUUCCUAGGUUGCCAAUACCCAAACUAGAGGACACUAUUAGAAGAUAUUUAGCUGCUCAGAGACCUCUUCUGGAUGACGACCAGUUCAGAAACACAGAGAAAAUUGCAGAAGAUUUCAAGAUUGGAGUGGGAAAACAAUUGCAUAAAGAACUGGUCGCUCAGGACAAAAAUAAUAAACACACAAGCUACAUCUCAGCACUUUCGUUUGACAUGUACCUCUCUGCACGGGAACCUGUCGUCCCCAACUAUAACCCCUUCCAGUCCUUCAAUCCCGACCCCAAACUAGAAUACAACAACCAGCUCAUCCGUGCCACCAACAUGGUUUGCUCCGCUGUUCGCUUCAUGAAAACACUAAGAGCAGGAGUACUAGAACCUGACGUACUCCACCUGAAUCCUGCUAAAAGUGACACAGACCAGUUCAAAAAGUUCAUCCGCUGGGUUCCCUCUUCGCUGUCAUGGUACGGGGCCUACUUGGUCAACGCAUAUCCUUUAGACAUGUCCCAGUAUUUCCGGCUUUUCAACUCUACCAGAUUGCCAAAACAAGGAAGAGACGAACUGUUUACGGACGAGAAGGGGAGACAUCUUUUAGUGAUGCGGAAAGGCAACUUGUACACAUUUGAUAUUGUCAAUCGCGAUGGAAAUAUGGUGAAACCGGCAGAGAUUCACUCCCAUUUGAAGUACAUUUUGUCAGAUGAAAAC